AUGUCGAAACUGCACCUGGCCAAGGGUUUGGUUGGAGUGUUGGGAGUCAGCAUUCCCAUCGGGAACUCAAAGGAGAGUAAAGAAAGCCCUGGAAGCACAUGGCCAAAGGAUAUCAUUGCCCUGGAGCCUGGAGAAACUGCCUGGGAUGUGGUCCUGAAGAAGAUCAAGGAGCUCUCGGAUUCAGACUGCCGAGAUGCUUUCACGGUGGCUGACCUGGGCGUGCUGGUCAGCCGCCACCAGGUCUUCCACCAGGCCCUGCCGCGGGUCUCACCCUUCUACGUGGUGAAGUACAACAGCAGCCCCUGGAUGCUGCGUGUCCUGGCCGCCCUGGGCACCAGCUUCGACUGUGCCAUCCAGGGCGAGCUGGAGCAGGUGCUGGACCUGGGCGUGGCUCCCUCAUGCAUCAUCUACGCCAACCCCUGCAAGCCUGUCUCUCACAUCCGCUUUGCUGCCCCCCAUGGGGUGAAGCUCCUGGUGUUCGGCAGCGAGGAGGAGCUAAUCAAGGUGGCCCAACAUCAUCCUGGGGCCAGGCUGGUCCUCCGGUGGACCCAGGACAGUGACAGCAUCUUCCCCCUGAGCUCUCAGUUUGGGGCCAGGCUGGAGGUGUGUGAACAUCUGCUCGAGUCUGCCAGGGACCUGGGGUUGGCUGUGGUUGGAACCAGCUUCCAUGUGGGCUCAAGAUGCCAGACACCCCAUAACUUCAUGAAGGUCAUCGUCGACUGCUGGCACGUGUUUGAGAUGGGCAGCAGGAUUGGGCAUGACAUGAGCCUCCUGGACAUCGGAGGGGGCUUCCCCGGAGAGGAAGGCUCCAACCCUGAGUUUGAGGAGGUGGCAGGAGUGAUCAAUGCUGCCCUGGCCCAGGACUUCCCCAAGGGGAGUGGCAUCGAGGUCAUCGCAGAGCCUGGACGCUUCUAUGCAACAUCUGUCUGCACGACCGCUGUCAACAUCAUUGCCAAGAAGGCUGUGCUGGAGCCCGGAGGCCGCCGGAAGCUGCUGUACUAUCUCAAUGAUGGCCACUAUGGCACAUUCCGCAUCUUUCCCAGGGAGUCUGAACCCAGGAUGCCCAUUGUGGUGAAGGAGCUCAGCCCCAAGCUGCCCCUCUUCCCCUGCACCCUCUUUGGCCCCACGUGUGAUGCCUUUGACAAGCUCUUCUUGAAGGAGGUGCAGCUGCCAGAGCUGGAUGUGGGUGACUGGCUGGUCUUCCCGUUCAUGGGCGCCUACACGUCAGUCAUGAGCUCCACCUUCAAUGGCUUCUCUCCCACCUCCAUCUGCUAUGCCAUGGGACCUGAGCUCAUGUGUCUGGGGGAGGAGGAAAGGGGGUGGGCAAUGAGCAGGUCUCACCAAGAUCUGAACUUGUUAAGGGGAGUUGGUGGCUGAGCCCUGGGGUCCCAGGCCCUGGAAAUACCCUAGUCCCCCCACUGGCCCCAGCAAAGCCCAAGAUGUCUGGCUGACCUUUGACACUGGCCUCUGCCUAUGGGGUUGACCCUGUUACAACCUCUCCUCAGGUAAGUCCAAGGUAGCCCACCUGGGCAGCUCUGAGAGCCCGGACAUGUGCCAUUGUGGGCAGAAUCAGGCAGCCCUGUGGCUCCAGCUGACCCUCAGCUCCAUGGCCAAGGUCCCCCCCCCAUCAGGCCCCACUCUUCUCUGACCAUUUGCAGCUGCCUCCC
Molecule: messenger RNA, 1667 nt
Organism: Bubalus bubalis (water buffalo)
Lineage: Eukaryota; Metazoa; Chordata; Mammalia; Artiodactyla; Bovidae
Product: antizyme inhibitor 2-like
Exons: 8
Coding region: 1-1377 (458 amino acids)
Cellular component (GO): cytoplasm
Molecular function (GO): ornithine decarboxylase activity
Source: RefSeq, a predicted model, not a curated record